AUGAGCAACAGCAGCAACAACGACGAGGCGUUGUCGGAGCCAUUCCAUGGCAUUGAUUCGCUGCCUCCGGGAAAAGAGGGCGAGGAGAUUGAGCAGUCAAGUAGCGGAGAAGAGCCGCCAACAGAGAAGAGCUUGACUAAGGCUGAAACCUUCUUGCUUGUCGUUUCCAUAUGCAUUCCGACAUUCAUUGCGGCCCUGGAACAGACUAUCGUAGCUACCGCAGUCCCAACCAUAGCCAAGCACUUUAAUGCUUCUACAGUCGAAUAUGCCUGGAUUGGAACGGCUUACUUGCUCCCAGCUGCUGCUUCCGCUCCCCCGUGGGGUUCACUUAGCGACAUCUUUGGCCGAAAGCCGACACUGCUCGCAUCCAUCUUCGUCUUCUUCAUCGGUUCCCUCAUUGGCGCACUUGCCCCUAACAUACAUGCCAUCCUUGCGGGACGAGUGAUUCAGGGUACAGGCGGUGGUGGAAUAUUGGGCUUGUCAGCGACGGUCGUUGCUGAUGCAUUCAGUCCUCUUGAACGAAGCAAGUAUUAUGGCAUAAUUGGUGUCACCUGGGGUUUGGCUUGCGGACUUGGUCCCAUCAUUGGUGGAGCCUUCGCCGAAUUCGUCAGUUGGAGAUGGUGUUUCUGGAUCAAUCUCCCCGUUGCUGGUGUUUCCGCCGUAUUCGUCGUCUUCUUCCUCAAGGUCCACACACCUAGGACACCCAUCAUCCAGGGGUUGCUCGCAAUGGAUUGGCUCGGCACGCUCUUGUUGGUCUGCGCAACCGUUAUGUUCUUACUAGGACUGGGCUAUGGUGGUGUUGCAUACCCUUGGGACUCGGCCGUAGUCAUCUGCCUCAUAAUAUUUGGCGUGGUUACGCUCGGUGUAUUUGUUGUGGUCGAAUGGAAGGUUGCCAAAUAUCCCAUCGUUCCGAUGAGACUUUUCCAGUCCACUUCCAAUAUCAGCAUUUUCGGUAUCGCAUACCUGCACGGUGCCAUAUUUAUGGCCAACCUUUACUAUCUUCCUCUGUACUUCCAGAGCGUCCUCGGUGCCACUCCCAUCCUCUCUGGUGUCUAUCUACUUCCAGUAGCAAUCACCAUGUGCUUUUUGUCAAGCUUGAGCGGGUACUACAUUAGCAAGACGGGCCGAUACAGACCACCUAUUUACAUUGGCUUGGUAUUAAUGCUUUUGGGAACUGGACUCUACAUUGACCUCAAGCCUUACCCAUCCUGGCCACGAAUCAUCCUCUACCAGAUCGUAUCUGGGCUCGGACUAGGGCCUGUUUUCCAGGCUCCAAUAAUGGCCAUAUUCACAAUCACAAAACCAGCAGAUAUCGCGUCCGCAGUAACGACACUCCUCUUCAUUCGUGACAUCGCAACUGCCAUGUCGAUUGUCUUUGGAGGCGUUAUCUUUCAAAACCGCAUGUCACAGCAGUCCGGCAUAAUCACUGCUGCUUUGCCAUACGAUGCAGCAGCACAGAUCAUCGGCGGGGAGGAAUCGAGUGCGCUUACCUUAAUCCCCACUUUGCCCGAUGACCAGAAACGCGUUAUCGAUGAGGUUUAUACUUCGAGUAUACGCACUGAAUGGAUAUUCUACACUGCACUUGCUGGUGUAGCACUGCUCUUGAGUCUGUUAAUCAGUAAGCAGGUGCUCUCUAAAGAGCACAAGCUUCACAAGACAGGACUCGAUACCAUGGAGCAAAAUCGACUGGAGGAAGAAGAAAAGAAGAACGUGAAGCACGAGAAUGGGCAAGGCCAUGUCUGA
Molecule: messenger RNA, 1743 nt
Organism: Penicillium malachiteum
Lineage: Eukaryota; Fungi; Ascomycota; Eurotiomycetes; Eurotiales; Aspergillaceae
Product: MDR family MFS transporter
Exons: 6
Coding region: 1-1743 (580 amino acids)
Biological process (GO): transmembrane transport
Molecular function (GO): transmembrane transporter activity
Source: RefSeq, a predicted model, not a curated record